AUGCAUCAAGCAAAGAAAGAGGAAGAGAACAAACCAUGCACUCCUAAGCUCGAUUUUCCAGAUAGUGCAUCAGAUGAUCAUGUCAGCAUCGACAAAGAAAAUGUCUGGGACACUGAUAUAAACAUAAUAGAUGAUGAGAUCAAUGUAAUAAGCGAUAAUGGAAGGGACCAAGAGGGAAGUAAAUCACACAAUGGCAACAUUUCAGACGAUAUACACAUGAACGGUAAAAGAAAGGAGGAACAGGACAAAGAAAUAGACUACAAACAUAAUUUAGAAAAUUCUCUAGGGGGAAUUGAAAAUUUCUCAUUCAAGAAUAAUCACACUAAUCGAAAAGAAAGUUUUCAGAAACUUUACAAAAAUGUGGAAUACUACAAUGAAGACAUUAAUAUAAUAGGAAAGGAGGAAGAAAUUGGUAUUCAAAAUAAGAUACCAUUAUUAAAUGGUAUUGGAGAAACACAUGACAAUGAGGAGGUCAAUUUUGUUUAUGGAAAAAUGGAUUAUGAAUCUAUCGAUAAGUGUAGUCCCCAGGAUAGUGAACAAUUUUUGACAAUGUCAGGAAGAGAAAUAAGUAAAGACAAUUUGUUUUUAAAUAUUCCAGAUGGGAAUCCAAAUGGACAGAAUAUUAUGGAGAAGAAAUAUUCUUCUCAUGAAGCAUAUCAGAAAUGUACAGAGGAAAGUGAAGACAAAAAUAUUAACCAGAAAAACGACCCAAAUUUAUGUGAAAAAAAUGCAAUUCACCUGAACAGUGCAGGUAAUGAGAAUUUAGUGAAAAACAUAAAACAGGAUAGUAGUAAAGCUGAUUUAUCAUAUUAUCUACCUGUUCAUGUUGUCGAACAGAAGAAUAAAAGUAGGGAAGAUACCCUACCACGUGAAGAAAAUCUUUACACAGGAAUGCCAAAAGAUAGCAAUGAUGAAAAGAUGGAGAAAGAAGUAGCAAUGUAUCAUGGGGAAGCGCCAGAAGGAAAAUCAGCAACAUCAGAAGAAAAGUGGAAAAGUGAGCUAAAAAUGGAAAAAAAUGAAGAGGAAAAGACUAUUAUUAUACAGCUAAGGAAUCAAUGCGAGGAUUUAAAAAACAAACUUGAUUUGUAUGGACAGAGGAACAAAGAACAUAUAAUCUGUCAAGAUAGAUUGAAAAGUCAAAAUGAACAACUUGAAAAAAAACUGAAGACAUACGAAAGAACCUUCAAUGAAAUGAAAGAGGAGAAUAUAAAGAACAAAGAAAAUUAUGAACAAGCUAAAGCGCAAUAUAAACAAAUUAGUAAUAAAUGCUAUGAGUAUGAGACAAAAUUUGAAAAGUUAAACCAAGUAUUGGAAGAGAAAGACAAUUUUAUGAAACAAAAAGAAGAAGAAAUGAAAGAAUACGUGGAAAGGAUAGAAAAAGAUGUAGUGGAAAAAAAAAUGAUCAUACAAGAUUUGGAAAAGAAAAUCGAACAAUACAAAAAAGAAAUAGAUGAAUUUGAAUUUAAUUUUAUACACAAGGAAAAUAAUAUACGAAAUGUUAUGGAACAAGAAAAGAGAAAUGAGGAAUUGAUGUUUAAAAUGCAAAUUGAAAGUUUAGAAAAUAAAAUUGUUCACUUGCAACAAGAAUUAAAUGAUAAAGAAAGAGAAAAAACACAGCUUAUAAAUAUAAAUAAAGAACUAAAUGAAGAAUGCACAUAUUUAAAAAUGAAAGAAGAAGAAAAUGAACAAAAUAUACACAUGCUAAAAUCGAAUUUACAAAUGAAUGAAAAAGAAAGUUCUAUAAAGUAUGAAAAAAUACAAGAACAAAGUAACAGAAUUGAUAAUUUAUUAACUGAAAAUAAUAAGAAUUGUAAAAUGAUCGAAUUAUUGAAAAAUGAAAAAGGAAAAAUGGAAAAUGAAAAUGAUAUUUUAAAAAAAGAUUUAUUAUAUCUACAGGAAAAGUUAAAAAGCAUUGAAAAAUACAGCUAUGAUAUAUAUGAAAUGAAAAAUUAUUUAGAAAAUACCCUUGAAAAAAAUAAAAAUUUAAUAGAACAAUUAGAAUCUGAAAAAAAUCAAAAAGAAGAAUUGAAAAAUAAAAUAAAGCUUUUCUUAACAGAAAUUAAUAACUCAGCUAUUUGUUUAAAACUGUACAAAAUGAAAUGUUCAUUUUUUAUUAACAUUAUGCGGAAUUAUGACAAAAAAGUAGAUACACUUGAAAAGAAGUUAAGGAAUCAUGAAUAUGUGAAAGGACAACAAAUGGGGUUGGAAAUAUACCAAAAUUUGUCUGAAAACAUUAAAAUAGCAGGAAAAAAAACGUGCUCAUAUAUUUCUACACAUAUUAACGACGGAUUACAACAACAAGAGUUGAGGAACAGUGAUAAUUGUGAUCACGGAGAAAAGAAAACUGGUCAAAUUCUUACAAGAGAUCAUGUAGACCUCAUAAAACAAUCUCUCCUCCUGAAGGAAGAACUAGAAAAUGAAAAAAAAAAGAGGGAAGAAACCACGCAUAAAGUACAAAAUCUUUUAAACACAUUAAAAGACAAAAAUUUACUAAUAAACGAAAAGAAUUAUAAGUUAAACAAAUAUAAAUUGAUUAAUAAGAAUUUGCAGGAUUCUAUUGUGGGUUAUCAAAAUAGCAUUAAAGCGUUGAAGGAAAAUAUACAUAAUUUAGAAAAACAGAUUGAAUUAAAAGAAGUUAAAAAUAUAGUAGUACCUCCAAAGCUAACUCUUCAUUUCUCCAAGUUAGCAUCAUUUGAAAAUAAUUUAAAGAAUGAGCUAAAAGGAUUUAUUGGAAAUUCUUCUACUUUUUUAGAAAGUACAUUUAAAUAUAUAAAUGAAAAUACACUUAAAAGGAAUCUCCAAAAUAAAGCUUUCUUUUCAUCAUCAAUGGAAAAGAAGAAUACUGAUGUGGAUAAAGGAAGCAAUUUAAAGAAUGAUUUUUUAAGUAGUGAUCCUAUGGCACAUGCAACUACAUAUACCGAUUCUACUACAUCUCCUCAGACGUCUUCAUCUAAUAACAAUAACAUUGGUAGUAACAGUAAUGGGGAGAGUAGCCUUGUGGAUGUCACGGGAUUUGCCAAGAAUUUUAUUUACAUGAAUAUGAACCGAAUACCUAAUUUUAUCAGUGAUCAGAAGUGUAAAAAUGAAAUGGGGAUAAAAAAUAAUUCUGAACAGUCAGGCGAUUCUGAGGCACUAAACGAGGAAAUUGUUGAGGCACAAAAACAGGAAAUUAUUGAGGCACAAAAACGGGAAAUUAUUGAGGCACAAAAACAGGAAAUUAUUGAGGCACAAAAACAGCAAAUUACUGAGACACGAAAACAGGAUAUAAUCUUCCCAUCUUUGAGCAGAGAUCCAACUAUUGAAGUAAAGCACUUUGAACAUUUGAAAGAGGAAACAAAGACUGAAAAUAACAACAGAUACAUGGACCUUUUCAUGGGUAAAAAAAAUCUGAACAAGGCAGGCAGCAAAAGUGAUAUUUUGAAUGUACAGCAGGUUUCUCAAUUUUAUGUAAACACAGAAAAUAGAAUUAAGGAUUUAUUUGAUAUGAGUAAAAAAAAAGAAGCUAAUAAAAUAAAAGAAAAAGACCAAAAUUUGAAAAAUGUUAAUUCAGGUGAAAAUGCCUUUGUUCCCAUGCACAUAUUCAGUAACAAACCACACGAAGAAUCAUCAACUAUGCAUGAACAUAGUAAGAAACUUAUAUAUCAAGAGAAUACAGGCAUAAGUAACUGUCACAGCUUCAGUUUAAAUCCAAUUAAUGAUAUAAUAAUAAAUAAAAAUAGUAUAGGCCAUACAAAAAUGAAGGGUUUUGAUGACACGUUAAAUUAUAGCGAAUUAAUACAAGCGGUACCCUCAUCUGUGAAAACUUCAAAGGUACAUGAUUUUAUUGCUUACAAGACGGAGAUGUCAAAUAUUUUGUGUUCUGAUAACCUGCCACCAUAUGGUAACACAAAAGACGAGGAAAAAGAAAUUGUGAAAGAUCAGAAAAAGUCUCAGCCCAGUUCAUCCGACGAAGACGCGCAAGUAAACGAUGACGUAUGGAAUGAAAAAAUCGACCUGGAAAGUUUUGAAGUGGAAGAAAUGUAA
This is a messenger RNA of Plasmodium gonderi, 4023 nucleotides long. RefSeq names its product rhoptry protein. The transcript has 2 exons. Bases 1 to 4023 code for a protein of 1340 amino acids. The record is from RefSeq and is a predicted model, not a curated record. NCBI's taxonomy places the organism in Eukaryota, Apicomplexa, Aconoidasida, Haemosporida, Plasmodiidae.